AUGAAGAAGCUCUUCGAGAAUGCAAAAGCGCGAAAGGAACAGUUGCACGUUGCAUUGCACUUUCCCUCGACUCCAUCUGCAUCUGUGAACUCCACAAUGCUGGUGCGACGCCACGAAGACCACGUGACCCAAAGCAUCACCAAGAUCAAGACAACGAUCACAUCGACAAUCCAGUUGGCGUCGCGAAUUUUUCCAACUCGACGGCGAGUUCCCAAACAGGUCGGUCGCUCUAUGGCUGUGCGAUCGACGUCGCCAAUACACCGCUUGGUGAACAAAGUGUCGAAAACCACCGCAGCUGCCUGCCGUACCCUCACGACGGCUCUGCGCGUGCCCGAGGCGAUGGCAAAACCUCUGGCAAGGUUCACGAGCCUCGCACACAAGUACGUGUUCUCCAAGAUCCCGUCGUUCAAAGUUCUCGACAAGCUCCAAAAGUUCGCCAAAAUGUUCUUUUCGCGCGGCAUGACGUCCGCCCUGCGAUCUGAGCGCGCCAUGCAGCUUGUCGAGCGAUUUGUGCGAGGGUGGGUCGACCGUGCGAAGUGUCGCAUUGAGCUCCGCCAUUACAAAGCUGCGGUCCACGCCGCUGCUACCGACAAAGUCAUGCGGCUCUUAGAUACGACCACAGCCCACGUCGCAUCCAACUUGCACCGAGCUUGGCACAUCAAACAGACUCAAUAUGCUCGGGUCAUUCAGCACAACUACAGGCACGCUGCUUCGCGAUGGGCGCUGGAAGCGCAGGACCGCUCUGCCGCCGCACAGUUCCUUCGAGAUGUGGGCCCCGAACACCGCCGUAAGAAUUCCAGUUAUCUUGACAAGCUGAUGUUGUGCCAUGCCAAAGAGCGUGAACUGCUUGUUUCGACACUCAAGCGUGUCUGGGCUCGUGAAGACUUUACGCCGAAUGUGCCGCGAUCCCACCGACUCCACCAUGACGCCCGCCCUCCACGCGGACUGGCGCCGCUGUCGCCUGUAAUGCCACCCCACAUCCAUGGCGUACGCAAAAUGGGCAUCAAGAAGUGGCACCGAUUGAAGGAACACGUCAACCCAAAGCAAUGCUGGGUAGCCAUUCCCAUCAACGUCCAUGCCCAGGACAACUCGUCCCCCCAAAGGACCCCAACGCUCUUGCCCCUUCGCCACCCAUCGCACUAUCGACUUGACUAUGACUGGAUUCCAGGAACGCUCAUCCACGAUCCGCCCAAACCGCCCCCGACGUUUGAAGAAAAGCUGAAUGCAUUUGAGCAAGCGCGUGUAUUCAAAUCCAAGGCAAUCCAUUCCACGACACAGCGUGCUCGACGAUCCAGCGGUACCUUGACCGGCCCACGGACUUCAAUGCCGCUCAGAUAA
This is a messenger RNA of Aphanomyces invadans, 1338 nucleotides long. RefSeq lists its product as hypothetical. NCBI's taxonomy places the organism in Eukaryota, Oomycota, Saprolegniomycetes, Saprolegniales, Verrucalvaceae. The transcript is spliced from 4 exons. The coding region runs from base 1 to 1338 and encodes 445 amino acids. The record is from RefSeq and is a predicted model, not a curated record.